This is a messenger RNA of Coffea eugenioides, 1164 nucleotides long. Its product is annotated as putative disease resistance protein RGA1. Gene Ontology annotation, biological process: defense response to other organism. The coding region runs from base 1 to 1164 and encodes 387 amino acids. The record is from RefSeq and is a predicted model, not a curated record. Gene Ontology annotation, molecular function: ADP binding. NCBI's taxonomy places the organism in Eukaryota, Viridiplantae, Streptophyta, Magnoliopsida, Gentianales, Rubiaceae. The transcript has 2 exons.
AUGGCUGAAUUGUUUGUUCCGAAGAUAAUAGAUGUACUGGGUGAUGUUGCCCUGAAGCAGCUUGGGGAGAAGGUCAACUUGGUGAUGGGGGUUGAAGAGGAGGUGGCAAAUAUCUCCUCUAAGUUGGCAACCAUUGAAAAAGUGCUGCAUGAUGCAGAGAGACGAAGGCUGAAGGACAGAAGUGUUGGAAUUUGGCUAGAAAAGCUUGAGGACAUAACAUAUGAGAUGGAUGACGUGCUGGACGACUGGAACUUCAAGAUUCACAGAUCAAAGAAUGAGGGAACUCAACAGAAUGCCAGAAUGCAGCCAACACUGCGGAACAAGGUUCGUUCCUUUAUACCAUGCCUUUGUUCUUGUCUCAAACAACUUCCUGUGCGUAGUGGUAUAGCUAAGAAAAUAAAGAAAAUAAAUGAACGGCUAGAAUUAACUUUGAAAGAGGCAGAUCAAUUCAAGUUUAUUACACGUGGGGGGAUUCCUGAUUCUCAUGAUUUUCAACGAAUUAUGACUACCUCAAGCAUAGACGAAUCAGAGGUCUAUGGUCGAGCAGCUGAUAAGGAUAAGGUUCUUGACAAAAUUUUGCCUGAGAGUAGUAGUCAUAUUAGUCAAGGAAGAGAUGGGAUUCAAGUCAUCUCCAUAGUAGGGACCGGGGGUACAGGAAAGACAACACUUGCCCAGUUACUCUUCAAUGAUGAUAGAGUCAAGAACCAUUUUGAGCUUAAAAAAUGGGUAUGCGUGUCAGAUCCUUUCAAUGAGAAAAGGAUCGUGAAAGCAAUCCUUGAGAGUCUAGUACCGGACUCGUCAGAGUUGGAAUCAUUGGAGUUGGAUUCGUUGAUCCAACUUAUAAAAGAAACUUUUUCCGGUAAGAGAUUCCUGCUUGUCCUAGAUGAUGUCUGGACAGAGGACGACUCAAAGUGGAAACCUUUCCAAUACUCUCUCAAGGAUGGGGCUCCCGGAAGUGUAAUCUUGGUGACAACAAGGAGUCAUAGAGUGGCCAGAGUGGUGGGAACUACUCAUACUCACCCCUUGGACCUAAUAUCUGACUCUGAUUGUUGGCUAAUAAUGCAAAGGAUAGCAUUUGCUGGAAGAGCAGAGGAGUGGUGCAAGAAGGUACAAAGUAUUGGGUGGAAAAUUGCAGAAAAAUGCAAGGAAUGUUUUGGACAGUGA